AAUGUCCUCUUUUUCGACCGCCUCCAACGGUGCACCUGCGCCAUGCACGAUGGUUUUUACAAGGUUUUCAUGCCACCUCUCUGUCCGAACCAAGCGAGUUUUCUCCUUUUUACUGUAGCUAGUAGUGGUUCUUGUGGUCCGACUCUAUCACCUUAAAUUGCUAUCCAUACAUCUGUAAUGAAUUACUGUAAAGAUCUACUAUUUUGCAUAGUGACGUCCCUAAAAAUACAUUUAAAUCUUUGAUCAAGUGACCAAAAUCACCUCGGGCGGCCAUAGUCACCCCGGUUUACCCGAUAACAGAAUUAUUAUUCAGAGAUAAGUUACUGGUUGAACCAUUAUUUUGUUAAUCUAUAGCCUUCUGCUACCGACGUAUUGGUGCGGCUGAGGAGGGGAAACAAUAACUGCAUCGUGAAAGUAGAUAAAAGCGAAGCUGUUGAUAAGCUUUAGGGGUUGAUUUCACGUGAAGGGAUCGACAGGAAGGAGAAUAUUGAAAGGUCAGAGAUAACGAUGAUUCAACUUGUAAUUGUACUAAAUGAUAGUUUAUGAUAUCGUGUAAAGACAUGUGUAGCCCUGGAGUGAAUUGAAUUCUUGAAGUGUGUUUUACCAGCAGAAGGUGUGUUUUUCCUUGAACUCUCCCUAUAUGACAUGACUUUUGUUCUCGAUACGAGCAUUAGCACUCGACUACGGCAACUGUGAAUCACAGCUAGACAGAAGUACUUUCCCGAGAGACCAACCUACACCAUCCGAAAGAUGUAUGGCCGUCAAUCUACCUCAAUGCUGGGCAGUGUCCUCUACGUCAUACUGCUGACGUCAUGCUUUGAAGUUGUCUCAGCAGACCGCCAUUGUGAGAAGGUGGACGCGUGCAGUUGCCGGUACAAGGACAGCGGAGGACUUGUCACAAUGAGGACACUGGCUAGCCGGGACGGAACACCCAGGAUAGCCAUCGUCAGCUACGUAUGCGUGGAGCAUCUCACACAGCCCAGGUUUACGGCUUACGGCAAAAACGACUCCUCGCCCGGUUCCAACUACCUUUUCCAGCUCGAAUCUAUGUGUGCUUGUGAGAAUGCUUGUCUACCAGACGAAUCUGAGGGCCUCAGCGCAGGGUCUGUGCUGCUCAUUGUUUUCUUCGUGCUCCUGUUUGUUUACCUAGUCCUGGGUACCAUCCACGGUAAGGUCAGCCGCAAUGCCACAGGCCUCGAGAUGUUGCCAAACUAUGAGUUUUGGACAGGGUUGCCUGGAAUGAUCAGGGAGGGAAUUGUGUGUGUCGUGCAGUGUGCCUGUUGUCGACCAUCGAAGAAAACGUACGACGAGGUGUAGUCUGCUUGCAGCGGUGACUAAGGAAAAUCAUACUUUCGUGUUCAUCCUCGCCUCUAAUAUUGUAGCUCUAUGAUUGUACGAGAAGAUCAAUUGGUUGUUGUCGACUUUACACACACACACACAUCACACACACACA
This is a messenger RNA of Aplysia californica (California sea hare), 1453 nucleotides long. RefSeq lists its product as uncharacterized. Gene Ontology annotation, cellular component: trans-Golgi network. The record is from RefSeq and is a predicted model, not a curated record. Lineage: Eukaryota; Metazoa; Mollusca; Gastropoda; Aplysiida; Aplysiidae.